This is a messenger RNA of Lottia gigantea (owl limpet), 882 nucleotides long. RefSeq lists its product as hypothetical. The transcript has a single exon. Gene Ontology annotation, biological process: G protein-coupled receptor signaling pathway. The record is from RefSeq and is a predicted model, not a curated record. The annotation marks the transcript as partial. Gene Ontology annotation, molecular function: neuropeptide binding; neuropeptide Y receptor activity. Gene Ontology annotation, cellular component: plasma membrane; neuron projection. NCBI's taxonomy places the organism in Eukaryota, Metazoa, Mollusca, Gastropoda, Lottiidae.
CAGAGUCAUACGUCAACGGAAAAAGCUGUAUUAAUAUUAGCCUAUAGCAUCCUAGCGGUGAUAUCUAUAUUCGGUAACUCUCUAGUGUGUUAUGUUAUUUGUAAAAACAAGAGAUUAUAUACGCCCACUAAUUUUUUCCUCGCUAAUUUAGCCGUUUCCGAUCUACUGAUUACGUGUAUUAAUAUACCUUUUAACAUAGCACGAAAUUUAUUAACGGAAUGGCCAUUCGGAGACAUUUUGUGCCAUUUAGUGAAUUUUUCUUUAAUUGUCUCCGUCUAUGUUUCUACUUAUACAUUAACGGUAAUUGCUUUGGAUCGACAUCGAGUUAUUGUGGAGCCUUUUAAUUCUAAAAUGUCUAAAACUUCCUCUCUAUUCAUCCUACUCACAAUUUGGCUGUUUGCUAUUAGCCUGGCAUUACCUUACGGCAUUUAUAACACAGUAGAAGAAGUUACUUACUUCGUCGCCACCGUAAAACGAUGUCAUUCACGCUUUCCCUCCGAUGUUUUUGAACAAUAUUUAUCAGUGGUUACCUUAUUUUUACAAUAUUUUAUUCCGUUGACGAUUAUAGGUAUUGCAUAUGGUCGCAUCGUUCAUAAACUAUGGUUGCGAACGCAUGUCGGUGCAGUGACGGAGUAUCAACAGAUGUCGCAAGCCAGAUCGAAACGUAAGAGUAUAAAGCUGUUAAUCGCUGUGGUAAUAGUGUUCGCUCUGUGCUGGCUACCAAUCAAUCUGUAUCAUAUACUAACUGACUUCCAUCCGGACGCAGAGGUGUUCCACUAUAACAGUCGUGUGUUCUUCAUCUGUCACUGGAUUGCUGUCAGUAGUACGUGUUACCAUCCCUUCGUCUACUGCUGGCUGAAUGAAAACUUUCGUCGUGAGGUA